CGUCAAUUGGAUGUGGAUCUUAUAAACCCCAAGGUCCCAACACCUCCUCAGCAUUGUCAAUAAACAAUAACGAAAGCUACACAAUCAAUCCCAAAGCCAUCAACCAACCUACGCUGCGGAAUCAUUUCAAUCGUCGCCCCAUAUACCCCACCACCAAACCACCCAAAAUGCCAGCCCCCUCCAAAGUCGCCCCAACCGGCAAAGUAACCACCUACACCGGCCCCAAGACCUUCUCGCACCGCCUCGUCGGCGGCCUCGUCCUCUUCUACUUCAUCUCCUACGCCGCCAAGGGCUACAUCGUCCCCGGCAGCGCUAUUUACGAAGCGCUGCAGAAAUCCUGGCCUGGGGGGGCAGCCCACUACUUGUGGCUGCAGGAGAAGAUUUUUGUUCCCGUUAUUGCGAUUCAUGGGGUUGAGACGGCGAUUAUGGCGUAUAGACUUGCGGGUGCGGGAGUUGGGGCGGGGAGUGGACUGUGGUGGAAGUGGAUUGCGAGUUGUUGGAUUGAGGGGGUGGGGAGCCAUCAGAGGCUUUCGGCGUUGAUUAAGGGGGAGUAG
Molecule: messenger RNA, 554 nt
Organism: Pseudogymnoascus verrucosus
Lineage: Eukaryota; Fungi; Ascomycota; Leotiomycetes; Thelebolales; Thelebolaceae
Exons: 1
Coding region: 168-554 (128 amino acids)
Source: RefSeq, a predicted model, not a curated record